AUGAGAGACGGCAAUCUCAAGGCCAAUGGGCGGGACGUAAGGCAGUUGAGAAGCAGGUGGAAGGCGUGGGCGCGAGGCGGUGCAGAGCGGUGCAGGAGGGUGCCGCCGGGAAUGCACGUGAGUGAGGACGGGCAGGCGGGGACCCCUUGUCCCCCCGGCACGUUCAGGAGCGGAAUGGUCACCGCUGAUCGGUAUGGCACGGGCACCACGUUAUUUCCAGGAAGCAGCCUUCACAAUUGCCAACGAGCCGCUGCUCGACCUGACCCCAGACCAAGUGAACCUGCACGGGGGAGCAGUGACCCUAAGCCGCACCAUAGGCGCAUCAGGGGCGCGCUUGUGCUCAUGUCGCUGCUCUCCUGCCUCGCUGCCAUGGGUUUGAAGCGCGGCGUCACAGCGAUGUGCAUCGGUGGCAGCAGUGCCACGGCAGUGGUGGUGGGGCGAGAGGAGGGGUUCCAGCUGGAGGGACACAGGCCGGGGCACUGGUAG
Closterium sp. NIES-65 is the source of this 486-nucleotide messenger RNA. The record is from the annotation of a GenBank genome assembly. NCBI's taxonomy places the organism in Eukaryota, Viridiplantae, Streptophyta, Zygnematophyceae, Desmidiales, Closteriaceae.